This is a messenger RNA of Ipomoea nil (Japanese morning glory), 1035 nucleotides long. RefSeq lists its product as uncharacterized. The transcript is spliced from 2 exons. Bases 1 to 1035 code for a protein of 344 amino acids. The record is from RefSeq and is a predicted model, not a curated record. Lineage: Eukaryota; Viridiplantae; Streptophyta; Magnoliopsida; Solanales; Convolvulaceae.
AUGAAAAAAGUUGCACGGCAACAACACGAACUCAAACAUUCUCACUUCGGCCUAAAAGAGCGUGUUGACCUAGCCUGCACAAAAAUCGAUACCUAUCAAGAUAACUCAUACCAACUGGGAGAAUAUGCUCUUCAAAUUCUCGGAUAUGCCCAGGACAUCUUGGUAGCAGUAAGUAAGCUUUCCACUAUUCCUCCUACCACUUGUGCCGAUGAUGCUAAAAAGGGGGAAAAGAGAGAUGACGACAAGGAUAAGGAUGAUGAUCAUCCGAGAAAUAACACGAAAGAUCAGUCUCCAGAAGCAAGACACUCGCCUUCUCGAACACCAAGAGACUCUGGCCGAAGAAACACAAAUCCAUCCCAUCCUCCAUCAAGGUCUCGUGGUCACCAUUCCUCAAAGCCAAGAUACCAUGGUCGAUACCAAUCCAGAUCACUUAAGCCUCGCCAAUCUUUUGGUUCUGAAGCCAAGUACAUCUUCACGGGAAGUGGUAAACGUUUUGAGGGUUGCAACGUUCCUACCUGGCUUAAAACAAGAGACAAUCACACAAGGCAAGAUCACAUAAGCACCCAAAACGAAAGGAUCAAAAGAGAAAACAGAGAACUGUGGAAGAAGCAUGAUGAAGAAAUCAAAAGAAGAGAGGAUGAAGCAAAGGAAAGAGAAAGAAUCAGGAAUCUCAUCGAAGAUCUUUCUAGUGUAACCAAAGACUCUCCACAAAGUGUUAUUCACAAUGCAGCUUUCAAAGUGCACAAAGAGUCAGGAAAAAGUUAUCAAGAAGGAAUGAAUUCGUUUCAGCUAAUUUCGUGGUGGAAAGCUGGGAUAGUCGAAGGAAGAAACAUUCGUGAAGUCUAUAACAACUACACAAGCUUAAAUAUCAAAGGAAAACAUGAAGAUCUUGUCAAGACGAAUCCGAUUAAGAUCUUCAGAAAAAAGAUCAAUGAGGAAAUAGACUUCAAAAGAAUUCUCAAGCAACAAAAGGAAAAAGACGACAAAGAACAUAAGGAAGCUGAUCAACAGAAGUCAAAGCUCUUAGAAAUGUAA